CGCUAACCGGUUCCCAAUCUUCAGUUUAAUUUGGGUAGAUUUAAAGGUUGGUCCAAUAUUGGAGAACCGGCCAAAGGUUUGUUCACUCAUGUUAAAUCUUCCUUUUUUUUUAUCACUAUUACUUUCAUAGUUUCAGCCCUGAUAGUCUCCACGAAGUCACUCCACGCUUGAACCCCGUUUCCCUUUUUCAUUCUCCCUUCCAUUGAAUCCUUACCUGAGUUCUCCAUUGAAUCGCCUUCUAACUUUCUCUACUCCAUUGAAGCAGCUUCUCAAGUAAGAAUUUUCCUUUUAAUCACAAAAUAUCAAUUUCACAAUCUAGGGUAUAGUUUCGCACUAUCGGCUGCCCGCUUGCCCUUCCUGCCCUGUUCAGCGUCGAAGAUGAAGGUGUUCGAUGUUGAGGCUCACACACUUUCGCUCUUCCUCUUCGCUGACGUCACCAAUUCAAAAGAACUUUUGGACUUAAUGCAAGCGGGAAACUUGGUGCCAGAAGUUGCUUUUCUUAAUGCAUCUCUUAUUCCUGAUGCCUUCCCUGUUCUAGCAGCUGCCUAUAAGGCUCUACUGUCUAAAGGACGGGAGACUCUCACGACAAGAACACUUCAUUCUGAGCUAGUUUACAAUUAUUCAGGAUCUAAACAUAUUACGGAAUCUUUAAAAAGGUGUGGCAUUUCUGAUAGUUGUACCUAUAUCCUUGCUGCAUGUUUUGAUGCUUCAGCAAAUGAGGUAAAAGCCAUUCAAGACAUUGUCAAGGGAAAGGAGAUCGAUUUGGAGGAGUUAGCAGGAAGAGCAAAUCAAAGCCAGAUUCUAAAGCAUUACAAAAUUUCCAGCUUGGAAUUGGGAUUAGGCUCUCUCGGGGAUGCCAUUACGUGUCGAAUUGCUGCUCGUGAUGCUUUAUGAUGAAAGGGACUUCUUAAACAGUUUUCAUUUUGUGUUAAAUUACGAAUUACGCGAGUAUGUUGUACAUUACUUUAGUUUAAAUUUUGACAUUUUGUUGAUGAAGAUUUCGUAUUUAUGGUCAAUGAAUGUAUUGUCCACCAAUUUUGUGCGCUUAGUCUAUAUGAGCGAGCUUUUUGUC
Chenopodium quinoa (quinoa) is the source of this 1072-nucleotide messenger RNA. Its product is annotated as EKC/KEOPS complex subunit Tprkb-like. Lineage: Eukaryota; Viridiplantae; Streptophyta; Magnoliopsida; Caryophyllales; Amaranthaceae. The record is from RefSeq and is a predicted model, not a curated record. Bases 379 to 894 code for a protein of 171 amino acids. Gene Ontology annotation, biological process: tRNA threonylcarbamoyladenosine modification; telomere maintenance via recombination. The transcript has 6 exons. Gene Ontology annotation, cellular component: cytosol; nucleus; EKC/KEOPS complex.